Myiozetetes cayanensis is the source of this 3620-nucleotide messenger RNA. RefSeq names its product maturin, neural progenitor differentiation regulator homolog (gene MTURN). The coding region runs from base 35 to 430 and encodes 131 amino acids. Lineage: Eukaryota; Metazoa; Chordata; Aves; Passeriformes; Tyrannidae. Gene Ontology annotation, cellular component: cytoplasm. The record is from RefSeq and is a predicted model, not a curated record. The transcript is spliced from 3 exons. Gene Ontology annotation, biological process: positive regulation of megakaryocyte differentiation; regulation of signaling.
GGAGGCGGCGGCGGCGGCGGCGGCGGGGUCGGCGAUGGCUUUCGAGGCGCUGGCGGAGGCGGCGGAGCGGUGGUGCGCCCGCACGCCCUUCCAGCUCAUCGCCGCCGAGGAGACGGAGCGGCGCAUGGACUUCUACGCCGAGCCCGGCGUCUCUUUCUACGUGCUGUGCCCGGAGGCCGCCUGCGGGGACAAUUUCCACGUGUGGAGUGAAAGUGAAGACUGCUUACCUUUUCUCCAGCUUGCACAGGAUUACAUCUCCUCCUGUGGGAAAAAGACGCUCCAUGAGAUAUUGGAAAAAGUCUUCAAAUCCUUCAGACCUUUACUUGGGCUUCCAGAUGUUGAUGAUGAUGCAUUUGAAGAAUAUAACGCAGAUGUGGAAGAAGAGGAACCAGAAGCCGAUCACCAACAGAUGGGUGUCAGCCAGCAGUGAUUUUCUGAGAAGCUAAAAUAAUUCGGAAGCCUUUGGUACCAGGUGGGGUCAGGUGGUCCCACGUUAGCCUGUUCGAAUUAGCCCAUCACAAGGGGAUAUCUGGCUGCCAAGAUAAAAGUUUCACAAAAAAUGGUUUAAAAAAAAAAAAAAAAAUAAUUUGUGAUGAGCUUUGCUAAGAAGUGACCUGAAUUUUGCUCCUGCUUCAGUGGGUUUUCUAUGGAGUUGUCUUGGUAGCAUUCUACCGCAAUCAGUCUAGAAGUAGUUUUGUCGCUGACUUGUCUCUUCGAUUUGUGCUCGAGAGUAGCAUUCGCUGACAUGAAUGUAGAGUACCGAGAAUGUAGGAAACGUGUGGUGAGAGUGCCGAGUCCUCACCGGUGACCUUUCUGAGGAAACCAGCGCAGAGAGCAAACACCACCUGCGCUUUUAUGUUUAGUUCAACAGCUAUGGUUUUUGAAAAAGUACCAAACUUGGGAGAAACCUCUCCUUAAAAACAGUAGUUCAAUAGUGGUUGGUGCUGCAGAAGUGCACGUGAGGGCUUAACAAAAAAGUAAUGGGAAGUGGGAAAUCCAGGAGGUGUCAGACAUAUUAAUGUUGUUUUACUGACACCUGAGUUUACAAGUGCUGAAUUGAUAACUGGGAGUAAUGAGUAUCAACAGCACACAUUAUAGCCAACCCUGGUACUCAAACAUCAUGUGAUCCAAAGGCAAGUGCUGCUUUCUUACAAAUGAAGUAAAAAAUAGCCAUAGCCUAUCCCACUUCUGCAUGACAACCAACUUUAAGCUUCGCUGGUUUUGAUACACUGCCAAAUUAUUACUCAAACCUCGUGGCAUCAUGGAUUAGAAUCAUAGAAUAUACUGUGUUUGAAGGGACCCAUCAGGAUCAUCAAGUCCAACUCCUGGCCCUGCACAGGAGACCCAACAAUCACACCGUGUGCCUGAGAGUGUUGUCCAAAUGCUUCUUGAACUCAGACAGGUGUGGUGCUGUGACCACUUCCCUGAGGAGCCUGUUCUAGUGCUCAGCCAUCCUCUGAGUGAAAAGCCUUUUCUUGGUAUCUAGCCUAAAGCUCCCCCAGCUCAGCUUCCUACCAUUUCCUCGAGUCCUGUCAUUGACCAUGAGAGUGGAGAGAUCAGUACCUGCUGCUCUACUUCCCCUCAUGAGGAUGCUGAAGACCGCAGUGAGGUCUCCCCUCAGUCUUCUCCAGGCUGAACAGACCAAGUGACCUCAACUGCCCCUCAUACGGCUUCCUGUCCAGACCCUGCACCAUCCUCGUGACCCUCCUUUGGACACUGUCUAAGAGCCAAAGGUCUUUUUUAUAUUGCGGUACCCAAAACCUGCAUGCAGUAUUCAAGGUGAGGCCACCCCAGUGCAGAGCAGAGUGGGACAAUCCCCUCCCUGGACUGGCUGGUGAUGCUUUGCCUGAUGCCCCCCAGGACAAGGUUGGCCCUCCCAGUUGCUAGGGCACUGCUGACUCAUAUUCAACUUGCCAUCGACCAGGACCCCCAGGUCCCUUUCCAUAGCGCUGCUCUCCAGCCUCUCCUUCCCUAGUCUAUACACACAACCAGGAUUGCCCCGUCCCAGGAGCAGAAUCCAGCACUUGCCCUUGUUAAACUUCGUAGGGUUGGUGAGAGAUUGCCCAUCAUCCUAAUUUGUUGAGGUCUCUCUGCAGAGCCUCUCUGCCCUGGAGGGAGUCACUAAAUUGCUCACCCCCAAUUUAGUGUUUUUGUCAAAACUUAGUAUUCCUUUAAGUUGUUAAUGAAGAUGGUGAAGAGAACUGGGCUGAAAAUGGAGCCCUGUGGAACCCCACUAGUGACUGAAUGCCAGCCAAUGUUACCCCAUUCAGUAUAACUCUUCUGCCCAACCUGUGAGCCAGUUGCUCACUUUUCACAUAACGCAGUUAUCCAGCUUUGUCCUGGACGUUUUGUCCAGAAGGAUACUGAGAGAGUAUCAAAAACUUUGCUGAAGUCCAAAAAGAUGACAUCUACUGGCUUUCCUAGAUCAGCUAGGUGGGUUACCCUGUCACAGCAGGAAGUCAGGUUCCACAAGUAGGACUUUCCCCUCAUGAAGCCAAGCUGGCUGUAGCUGAAGACUGCGUUGUCCUCCACGUGUUUUUCAAUACCUCCCAGAAUAAUCUUUUCCAUGGUUUUAUUGGGCACUGAAGUGAGACUGACCAGCCUGUCAUUUCCAGGGUCCUCCUUGAGUGCACCUUAAGUGCAACUUGAGUGCAACCUAACAUUGAAGCCAUAAGGGUAUAAACCAGCACCUGGUUCUUAAAAUUAUGCUGGAACUCUUCCUCUCCCUGGGCCUUUGAGCUAGUGGGAGCAUUUACACCUGUUUGAAGGGGAGCUAAAAUACCACUACUUUGGCUGAUACGAAAUCUAGUGAGUUUUGGUUAUCAGGGAACUUGCUCCCCAGAAGGCUUUGGUGAUGGUUUUGGUAUAAAGGAUAUAUAUAUAUAUAUAUAUUAUACCUGUUUUGCAUAGAUUUAAGUGACUUGGAUGAGUGCCAGACUGUGAAGAUGUAGGGUGUCUUUAUUUACUUGCCUUUUGUACUGAAAAUAUAAGAAGCAAAGGUAAUUCUAUUGUAAUACAGCUGAAGAAAAAUGUUUCUAAAUUCUCUCCUUUUUUCCAAUUUUUUAGAAAUUACUAAACAAAGGUCACAUGCUCCAAAAACCCUUUUAUACAGAAUUAGCUUUAUAAAAACAAAGAGUGAGUGAAGAGAAAAUGCUUGGACAACUCCUAGAAACAACUCGCAUCAUUUUGAAAAUCCUUGUUGUUAACAAUGUCUCCUUUUCAAUAGACUUUUUAAAGACUCUUUUUCCAAGGUUACUAAAGAGAGCAAGUUUUCUUGGUGGUUUGAUGAUGGUGGCUUCAGAGAUGCAUAGCACAUGAUUUUUCAGCUGGAGGCAAAAAACCUUUCGUGAGUGGCAUGAUGUGUGGUACCUGAAUCUGCACAGAAGUGUCUACAACACUGUAAAAGUCAGAGUUUAAGAAUAUUAAAAAAAAAGGUGGAAGAAAACCAGAGCUUAAUGCAACUUUGUACAUUCUUUCAGCAUGCAGGCGUAAACAUGGUAGUUGCAGCACAUUUUCUAUGGACUAGUGACGUGAGAACUGUGGCAGUUCAUUGUAUAACACUGUACAGCAGCAAUAGGCUUUUUGCUUACUAAAAUAAAGUGUAAGACCGGUGGUUUUCA